Messenger RNA from Cryptomeria japonica (Japanese cedar), 2046 nucleotides. RefSeq names its product protein ASPARTIC PROTEASE IN GUARD CELL 2. The record is from RefSeq and is a predicted model, not a curated record. The coding region runs from base 277 to 1692 and encodes 471 amino acids. Gene Ontology annotation, molecular function: aspartic-type endopeptidase activity. Gene Ontology annotation, biological process: proteolysis. NCBI's taxonomy places the organism in Eukaryota, Viridiplantae, Streptophyta, Pinopsida, Cupressales, Cupressaceae. The transcript has a single exon.
CCCGUGCAAUCAGAGAGAGGAGUGUGGAGACUGGAGUGGAGUCUGAGAGUCUCUGGAGAUACGGGCACAAUAUGAUAUUUUAAUGACGCUUCCUUCUCGAUUCACUCAAUAUAAUGCACCCACUUGUGUGAUAGUUUACACAGCGCUCAAAUAAAGGUUCAUAUUUUGAGCACUGUCCCCGAGGGUUAGUUUACUAGGACUCUGAGGAUUGUCUUGUCUCUCUAGGCUGUAGGAAUCAAAAACCCACUCGAAAUACUGCACCAGAGAGGAAGAAAGAUGGAGAAGCUCUGUAGUCUCAUAAUUUUCCCCUUUGUUCUGUUCUGUGUUCUCGGACCCAUUUCAGGGGAAAUACGAACUGGGUAUCAUAAUCUGAAUGUUGCAGCUCGGCUGAGAGCCCUGAGCUCUAAGCCUGCGGAGCUGCAAGACGAGAAUCGUGGCAGAAAUCCCUGGACUCUGCAAGUUUUACACAGAGAGCAUCUCAUUCCGGGAAACUCGACCUUCGAGGAGCGCUUCAGGGCAAGACUGGAAAGGGAAUCCGGGCGGGUGGAGGCCCUGAACCGGCGGGUCGAGAACAAACUGAGCCAAGAUCUAGUGGGGGGCAUGAAAAAGGUCGAUGAUUUUGGCAGCGAGGUGAUGUCCGGCAUGAUAGAAGGCAGCGGGGAGUACUUUACCCGCAUAGGCGUGGGGACUCCGGCCAGGGAGCAAUACAUGGUGUUGGACACGGGCAGCGAUGUAGUCUGGGUGCAGUGCCAACCGUGCAACGAUUGCUACGACCAGGCCGACCCGGUCUUCGACCCGUCCUACUCGGCCUCCUUCACCUCCGUCUCCUGCACUUCCGCAGUCUGCAGCGAGCUCGAGAUCUCCGACUGUAACAGCCGCGGGUGCGCAUAUCAGGUAGCGUAUGGAGACGGCUCGUAUUCCGUCGGGAGCUUCGCGACCGAGACGCUAACAUUCGGUCGAACGACGGUGCAGAACGUCGGUAUCGGGUGCGGGCAUGACAACCAGGGACUGUUCGUUGGGGCCGGCGGGUUGCUCGGUUUGGGGGCCGGUCGGCUGUCUUUUCCGACCCAACUGGGGAGUUAUGGGAAGGUUUUUUCAUACUGUCUUGUCGACCGGGACUCAGAGUCCACUGGGUAUCUGGAUUUUGGACCAGAGGCCCAGGCCCGAGCCGGGUCCGGGUCAGUUUUUACUCCAUUUUUCCGAAAUCCACGCCUGAGUACUUUUUAUUAUGUUCCUCUGACGCACAUUAGUGUCGGCGGGUUAAUGGUGUCGCUUCCACAGAAGGUUUUUCAGUUCGACGAGACUGGUCGGGGAGGUGUGAUUGUGGAUUCGGGCACGGCCGUCACGCGGCUGCAGAGCGACGCUUAUAUUGCCAUGCGUGAUGCUUUUGUUGUGGGUAUGAGUCAUCUACCUCGGGCCGAAGGAAUGUCUAUUUUCGACACUUGUUAUGAUCUGUCCGGGCAGGAAACUGUUAGUGUUCCUGCAAUUGGUUUUCAUUUCAUCAAUGGCGCUUCUUUGAGUCUCCCGGCCCGGAACUGUUUGAUUCCUGUGGAUUCCAUGGGGACUUUUUGCCUGGCUUUUGCACCCACCUCGGGUAGCUUGUCGAUCAUCGGGAAUAUUCAGCAGCAAGGCGUUCGGGUCUCUUUCGAUUCUGUCAACUCUCUUGUUGGCUUCGCUCUCAAUCAGUGCUAAAAGAAUGAAUGGCGUGUGGGAAAGGAGGUGAAAAGGACCGGAUUAGGGAUAUACUUUAUUACGGCUCACGUAACAUGUAUUUUAUUUUAGAAUAUGUGUCGUUAAAAGAGUUUCAGUCCGUCAUAGUAGGUAUGAAGGAAGAAGGGAGAAAAUGAUUGUGGUUUACAGUGCAGAGGGAAUAUUCAGAAAACUUGGUCAUGUCUGGUGUAGAGUGUGAGUGAAUCAUUGCGAUUCCUUUCAGUUUUAACAAUAUCUUGCUUUUACAUUUACCUUUGUAAUCUCUGUUGUACAAUGAGGUGGCCCAUUGGGUUCAGGCCUUGAGGACUUAAUUUGACUGUCACUUAUUAAUUUAAA